AUUUCUGCAGAGUUGUCGGUCAAUAUUGACCAAGCACAAGUUGUGCUGCAAGACACAUGCAAACGUACCUACGAGGUGAUUGGAAGCAAGCAGGUGAAGUGUCUUGGCAUUGGAGAGAAGUGCGCCUUCACUAUCCUCGCUGGUGUUUCUGUGAGCAGCCAGGCCCUUCCAUUUCAGGCCAUCUGGAAAGGCAAAAUGAAGGUGUCUUUAUCACAUCCAUCCUCACCUAGCUAUGCCGAAGCUUGGGAAAUCGGGAUUCGCUUCGAGACUUCCAACACAGACAACUACUGGCCUACAUUCGGUACCAUGUGCAGCUAUGUCACAAAUAUCCUCGCCCCGUACUUUGCCAGCAUGAAAGCGAAGCUCAAUCCCCCAGCAGAUCAGGAAUGUAUCCUGCUGCUAGAUGUUUGGUCUGAGCAUUGCAGCGAGCAAUUUCGCGAUUGGAUGAAGAAGACUUAUCCGUGGAUAGUUUUGAGCUACAUCCCUGGUGGCUGUACCAGUAUC
Molecule: messenger RNA, 504 nt
Organism: Phanerochaete carnosa HHB-10118-sp
Lineage: Eukaryota; Fungi; Basidiomycota; Agaricomycetes; Polyporales; Phanerochaetaceae
Exons: 1
Source: RefSeq, a predicted model, not a curated record